UGGUGGACUUCAGCUGACUUCAUUACAGCAACCCCAGCAGUUCCUCAUCGCUAGCAGAAAGUCAACAAGUGUGAUGCUGAAAUGAGAUGAGGCUCCGAAAUGGAACUGUGGCCACCGUGUUAGUAUUCAUCACUACUUUCCUCAGCUUGUCCUGGUAUACUGCAUGGCAAAAUGGGAAAGAAAAGUUGAUUGCAUAUCAACGGGAAUUUCACGCUUUGAAGGAACGUCUUCGUAUAGCUGAGCAUCGGACGCUGCAACGCUCUUCUGAGCUGAAUGCAAUCUUGGAGCAAUUCAGGCGUGCAGUAGCAGAAACAAAUGGGAGUAAGAAUGCACUGAAUAAUUUUUCAGAUGAGACACUAAAAUUGAUAAAAGAGCUAACAAGCCGAAAAUCUCUCCAAGUGCCAAAUAUCUAUUACCACUUGCCUCAUUUGUUGAAAAAUGAAGGAAGCCUUCAACCCUCUGUGCAGAUUGGCCUGGGAAGGACAGGAGUUUCCAUUGUAAUGGGAAUUCCUACAGUGAAAAGGAAAGUCAAGUCUUACCUUACAGAAACUCUGCACUCCCUUAUUGAUAAGCUGUCCCCCGAAGAAAAACUGGAUUGUGUUAUGGUAGUCUUUAUAGGAGAGACUGAUCUUGAUUAUGUAAACAGUGUUGUAGCAAGCCUGGAAAAAGAAUUUUCUGCAGAGAUCAAUUCUGGCUUGGUAGAAGUAAUAGCCCCUCCUGCAACUUACUAUCCUGACUUGACAAACUUGAAAGAGACCUUUGGAGACUCAAAAGAAAGAGUCAGAUGGAGAACAAAACAAAAUUUGGAUUACUGUUUUCUUAUGAUGUACGCCCAGAAAAAGGGGGUUUAUUACAUUCAGCUUGAAGAUGACAUUGUUGUCAAGCAGAAUUAUUUCAGCACAAUAAAAAAUUUUGCGCUUCAGCUUGCUUCUGAAGAUUGGAUGAUUCUGGAAUUUUCUCAGCUGGGUUUCAUUGGUAAAAUGUUCCAGUCUCCAGAUAUCACUCUUAUUGUAGAGUUCAUAUUUAUGUUUUAUAAGGAGAAACCAAUUGAUUGGCUACUGGACCAUAUCCUCUGGGUGAAAGUCUGUAAUCCAGAGAAAGAUGCCAAACAUUGUGAUCGACAGAAGUCUAACCUGCGGAUACGCUUCAGGCCUUCUCUUUUCCAGCAUGUUGGCCUUCACUCCUCUCUAGCAGGGAAGAUCCAGAAACUCACGGAUAAAGACUUCCUGAAACCGUUACUGCAUAAAAUCCACGUGAAUCCACCUGCGGAGGUUUCCACGUCUUUAAAGGUCUACCAAGGGCAUACGCUAGAAAAGACAUACGUAGGGGAAGAUUUUUUCUGGGCUGUCACACCAGUUGCUGGGGACUAUAUUCUGUUUAAAUUUGACAAGCCAGUCAAUGUAGAAAGAUACUUGUUUCGCAGUGGCAAUCCAGAGCACCCGGGAGACAUACUUCUAAACACAACUGUGGAAGUCUUGCCUUUUCAGAGUGAAGAAUUGGUAUUAAGCAAAGAAACCAAAGACAAACGCUUGGAAGAUGGUUACUUCAGAAUAGGAAAAUUUGAAAAUGGUGUAGCUGAAGGAAUGGUUGACCCAAGCCUAAACCCUAUUUCAUCAUUCCGGCUCUCAGUAAUACAGAAUUCAGCAGUGUGGGCAAUUCUGAAUGAGAUUCAUAUUAAAAAGGUUACAAACUGAGCAGCAACAUUUGCUUUGGAUGGAAAAGAACCUUUGAAAACUUUUCCUCUAAAAUCUGACAUCCUUAACAAGUCACAAAUUGGAAAUCCUGAGCAUGCACCUUAUUCCAAAUUUCUUUCAUUUUCACUUGAACACUACCUCUUGUGAAAUCUACUGUAGAUGAGAAGAUUGUACUUACCCCUUCUUAUCCGAUCCAUCGAGAAACUGAUGCUUCAUGCUGACAACGUUCAUCUGAGGUAUAAGUUGUCCUUCACUUUAAGGUGACUUUACCAUCUUACGGUUGCAGAAUCUUGCUACUCUUAACCUGUACUAUUUUGAUAGUAUAGUAAUAUAGAGAAGUUGUACAUAUUGUUACAUUCCUUGAAGAAGAAAAUAUAAUUAUUGUUAAAUACGUUUUAUGAAGGGGGUACUUUCGGAGUUCAAUUUAUUUUCUAUAACAAGAACCCUCUUUUAUAGAUUGUCAGGGAUAUAUAUUAAAAAUGUUAGGGAUAUUUAAUUUAUUAAAAUAAUUUGAAAGUACAUAUUUUUAUGCAGUAAAAUUUUAAAUUGAUAUAGUUUUUUUUAUGGAUUAUCUAGUUUAAGUUAUCUUUCUACAUUUUUCUUUGGAGAUGCAAACAUAAAUUAAUACCAUAUUUCAAAUAUACUGCCGUGUUUAAAAGAACUAGAUUGAGUUUCUAAAUUAGGUAGUUUUGUACACAGAAUCUGGAUGAUGUUCAGAGGCAUUAACAGAGUUUUGAACAACAUAAUUCUUUGGGGCUCUAAAAUUCCGCUAUGUACAGUUUGUAGCCACAGAAAAACAUGUUGAAAUGUCUUGAUAUUUCAUAUUAUGUGCUAAAUCUGUGGUGAUUUUACAUUUUAUCCAUUGCAUUUUAGGAGAAUUUUCAAUUGCAAACUGUUCUUU
Tinamus guttatus (white-throated tinamou) is the source of this 2595-nucleotide messenger RNA. It is a transcript of the gene MGAT4A, whose product is annotated as alpha-1,3-mannosyl-glycoprotein 4-beta-N-acetylglucosaminyltransferase A. Gene Ontology annotation, cellular component: endoplasmic reticulum; Golgi stack; endoplasmic reticulum-Golgi intermediate compartment. Gene Ontology annotation, biological process: protein N-linked glycosylation. Gene Ontology annotation, molecular function: acetylglucosaminyltransferase activity. The record is from RefSeq and is a predicted model, not a curated record. NCBI's taxonomy places the organism in Eukaryota, Metazoa, Chordata, Aves, Tinamiformes, Tinamidae.